Ceutorhynchus assimilis (cabbage seed weevil) is the source of this 2296-nucleotide messenger RNA. Lineage: Eukaryota; Metazoa; Arthropoda; Insecta; Coleoptera; Curculionidae. The record is from the annotation of a GenBank genome assembly.
GCGGCUAUGAAAUGAUUUUCUGGUUUGUACAGCCGUAGUAGCAAAUGCCAACAGCCAAUGUCAUUUUCUCUGCUAACCUCACUAAAAUUGAAGUACCAAACAAAAACUAAAAAAUUUGCCAUUGCGAAUUCAGGUAAAAAGGUACCUAAUAAAAAUAUGAUAAUUUUCCCGAUUAAAAAUUUGAUUUUCAACAUUAAUUUGCUUUUAACUAUUGUAAUAUUUUACAAUUAUCAUGAACAAUGCUAAAAUUUUGGAAAAAAGCAGGACAUAAUCGAAACAAAAAUUGUACCACAUCGAAAUCCGUACAAUGUACUUCUGAGUCAUAUCCUGUUCCACCCCAAGUUGCUCCUCUUGUGUCACUUGAAGACGAAGGUCUCUGUGAUGUAGAGGAGUUUGAAGCAUCAAGAGAAAGAUCAAGACUUUCAAAGACGCUUGAAGAAAUUUUGACGGAUAAAGGAGCUUUGGGAUAUUUCAUGCAAUACAUGGAAGUACGUAAUGCCUCUCAUUAUAUUUUGUGUUUUUUGGACAUAGAAACUUUCAAAACUGACCACAUAAGAGAUGAAGCCUUAAAAAGGCAGUCACCUAUAGCUAGUAAUAUUGAACAUGACAGUCUUUCUGUAAGUACAGAUUGUGAUUCAUUUACUGCAGAUUCAAAUAGUUUAUUUGACUAUGCAACAACUAGUGAAACAAAAAUAUCAGAACCUACAACUCCCACUGAUGCAAACGAAUUAAAUUGCUUGAAAGAUACCUUCUGUAAUAAGUUGGUUGAAGCUGCUUUAGCUAUUUUUAAAAAAUAUAUUGCCCUUGAAGCAAAGCUUAAUGUUAAUUGUUCAGAACAACUUCGAAAAGAAGUUAUGGAGAAUAUUUGUGACACCGAGAAAGUAGUUUCAGGAAUGUGUUUUGAUUCUGUACAUAAAUAUUUAUUUGACACAAUGAAAAAUGAAUAUUUCAAUGCUUUUUUGGAAACUGAUUUUUUUUCUAAACACCAAAUUGAUGUCCUAACUAGCGGCAAUGUAGUUCUAGAAGAUAUUUUAUACAACGAAACAGCUCUAUUUUAUUUUAUGGAAUUUAUAGAACAGGAAAACAAAAGGACCCUAUUAGAAUUUUGGAUUGCUGCUACAAACUUGCAACAACAAUUGAAAGAUCAAAAGGAAUUUUUCGAUCCAAUUGAAGCUCAAAACGACGCUAUUGUUUUAUAUGACAAAUACUUUUCUUUACAAGCCCAUUGUCCUCUAGGUUUCAGUGAUAAAGUUAGAUUUGCUGUGGAACAAGAUAUUUGUGGAGAAAAACAAUUGAUCAUUAAUUGCUUUCAUGUUGCAAUAAAAAUUGUCGAACAGGUGCUAGACAAGCAUUAUUUAAAGCCAUUUUUAGCAUCUCAACUAUUUUACAAAUAUCUAUCAGAACUAAUUAAUACAGUACAAGCUAGUGGAUAUUCAACUAACAUUGAGCACAAAAGACAUUCCCCCUCAGACUGCAGUAGUGAAAAAAGCUUUUGCACAAACACAUUCCUAGCUCUUGAAAUACCUUAUGAAAAGAAGCAGAGUGAAAAAGCUAACAUGAGUAUAGAUUCGAGAGAACUUUACGAUCCUGACACUUUAUGGAAAAGAAAAAAAACACACCGAUUAUCAUUGGGACGAGUUACAGAGUUGGGAAAGUAUGUGGCAGAUAUUGAACCUGAACCAGACAGAAGUGGAUUUAAAUUCAAGGAUGUUGUCAAAAAAAUUGUUAGUCUUGAUGAGGAGGAAAAACGAAAAGAGGAAAUGGCUUGGAAAGUUGCAGAAAUGAUUGUUAAAGAUAUCACCAAUAUUACUUUAAACGAUAACCACCUUUAAGUUAUAUUGACCAGUACAAAUAUGUUAAUUUAAUUAAUUGUUUAUUGAAUUAUGAAGUUACUUUUUUUUAUCUCAACUUUAAAAUGACAAAUUUUGAAUACAAUUUUUUGAGCACAAUUUUGAACAAAAUAGCAAUAUGUUGCAUAUCUAAAUGAACAAAAUUUUAAUUUUUGUGAUAUAUUUUCAAAUUUGAACCCGCUCUCUUGGAAUAUCCAUUUCAUUUUAAAUAUUAUUCAAUGUUGCAAAAGUAAUUAUUGUAAAAAUAUCUUUGUUAUCUCUUAUUGAUCGUGCUAGUCAAAAUAGUUGCUUUAUACACCUACUUAAAAAGUUUUUGUCGAUUUGUAUUAUUUGUGUAAUUAGUGAUAUUGUUUAAAACAUACAUGUAUAUACAUAUAUUCAUAUUAUAAAGUCCUGUAUAUCCUAUUUAUUUUUUUAAUCUUCUCAUAUUACCUAGAUGUCUAUCC